CCGCUGUCAGAGCACUGAGCACUGAGCGGCUACCACGAGUGGGCGGAUGACGCGUUCAAUGCGCCCACUUUGUUCACUUUACUCUGAUCCAACUGGCCUUUUUUUCAUGUAAGAGGCGCCGGCCGCAACCCGAGACUCGCUUGCGCUUGAGAGUCCGGCCUCGACCGUGCAGCAACACAUAGCCGGCCUAGACCACAGAAUAAUAGCGUUUGGGCCCCUUUCGCCGCCAACCGCUUACUAGCGGUUUUUAUUCCAUACUUUUCUUACUUACCAAAGGGCUUCCCGAUGCCCGACGACUCGAUCCGACCUCUUAUUCACGGCCGUUCCUUCUCACCUGUGCCGACUUCCCAAACUACCGAUAUUAUGGGCAACCUAGAUCCCGCUGGAGGCAGCGUGCGGAGGAAGGAGAAACCUUCAUGGGUGCUAGCAUUAUCCUAUGUUCUAGACUGGGUCGUCCUCAUAGCCUUUGCGGCCGUCGGCUACGUCCUGGGCGAUAUUGAGCCAAACAAGCGUCCAUUCUCGCUCGACGAUCGCAACAUUUCCUUCCCCUACACUCUCAACGAGACGGUGCCGGUCUGGCUACUUGUAAUCGUCGGUAUCCUUAUUCCCAUUGUCAUCAUUGCCGUCGUCUGCGUGGUCUUCGUCCCCGGUGCGACAGUACCUCCAGGAACGCCAAAGUCUUUGAUUUGGCAGCGCAAACUAUGGGAGCUACACAUGGGCCUGUUGGGCCUGGCCUUGUCCAUAGUCGCAGCUUGGUUUAUUACGAAUGGCAUGAAGAACCUUUUCGGGAAGCCGCGACCCGACCUCCUCUCCCGAUGUCAGCCCGAUCUUGACAAUUUCAAUGACUACAUUGUGGGCGGCUUGGUCACUGCAACCAACAAUGGGCUGCUUGUUAGCCCCAAAAUCUGCACGAACACGGACAGGCACGUGCUUGACGAUGGUUUCAGAAGCUAUCCGAGUGGACAUUCGAGCUCUUCGGCUGCAGGUUUAAUCUACCUCUCUCUCUUUAUCGCAAGCAAGUUCGCCAUCACGAUACCCUUCCUCGCCCCGGCCGGGUUCGCCGACGCAUCCGCCUUCACCGCUUUCCCCUCCCGCACGCGCCUCCCUAGUGCCAAAGUCACCGGUCCGGAAUCGUAUGAGCUUCGCAAUCUGCCCGCGCCCACCCCAACGACGCUAGACUCUGCGUUGGGAAACAAGGGUAUAGCACGACACAAUCAAGCCGUUGCCGCGGUCCGGCGACAAGCCGCGGCGCCGCCACUCUAUCUCCUGCUUCUUGCCUUCAUCCCAUUCGGGGCUUCUGUCUUCAUCGCAGGCUCGCGGUGGUGGGAUUUCCGGCACCAUGCCUUCGACAUCAUUUUCGGGUACCUGAUUGGGACCGUCACAUCGGUUUUCGCCUUCCGCUAUUACCAUCUACCGAUCUCGAGCGGCGCCGGUUGGGCGUGGGGCCCUCGCAGCCACGAUAAGGCUUUCUGGGCCGGCGUGGGGAGCUUUAGCUAUGCUACCGACCAUUUGCGCGGGCAGUACCGGUCGGGGGACGAAGAGGAGGCCCUUGGCGACGCUCCUGACUCUGAGUCUUAUGAUCGCGGCCGCGGUUUAAGUACCAGCAGCACCCCCCCGCCUGUCGUCUCUCAGCGGCAGGGUCAGGGGUUGGGGCCACGCCAGCACGACGGGGAUGAGGACACCUCAUAUUUGGGAGCGCCUAGGAUCUAAAAAAAGUGCAUUAUGCCGUCAUUCUCUUUUCCUUUUGUGCAUAUGCAUGGAUUGGGUCUCGAGCAUUUCGUUGCGCAAGACCUUACUUUAUGACAGUGAUGGGUUGUGUAU
Molecule: messenger RNA, 1821 nt
Organism: Canariomyces notabilis
Lineage: Eukaryota; Fungi; Ascomycota; Sordariomycetes; Sordariales; Chaetomiaceae
Product: PAP2-domain-containing protein
Exons: 4
Coding region: 286-1710 (474 amino acids)
Biological process (GO): phospholipid metabolic process
Molecular function (GO): phosphatidate phosphatase activity
Source: RefSeq, a predicted model, not a curated record